UUUAUGAAUAUUAAACAAGUGGAGCAACAAAUAUAACUUCAUGUUAUCUGUAUUCCAACUUAAAUUUAUUUUGUUUAUCAAUCAAAUUCAGACACAGUUGAGCAACGUGGUUCACUGCAUAGAUGUAUCUUUUCCCACUUGUUGUUCCCUUUUGACGUAAGAUGGAUUUAAUAUAAACAACUAUUGUAGACAACUUUACUAUUUGAAAGAACAAAGAAUAAAGAGAAUAGCAUCUUUACUUGUUUUUUAGAAGGAAAAAAGCAAGUUUGUAUCAGUGGAAAAAGUGUAUAGUGAGAAUAGUUUCUUGAAUUUCAUCACAUUUUUGGAGUGUUUUGUUGUGGGGUAGCAAUAGCAUAGCACUACACUGAUAAUAAUGUGAGUGUGUUAGUGAGUGAAUAGUGAAAGAUUAAGAAAGGUAAAGUUUGAUUUGAAGAAGGAAAAGGUAAGAAGAUGGGAAUAGAGGAGUUGGAUUAUGUGAUGGUGCCUGUUGGUAUCAUGGUGUUGUUAAUGUAUCAUGUUUGGCUUCUCUAUGCUAUAAUCCGCCAGCCAUCUAGCACUGUUAUUGGUUUGAAUGCUCAGACUCGUCACCAAUGGAUUCUUUUCAUGAUGUCUGAUCCAUUGAAAAAUGGUGUUUUGGCGGUUCAAACGAUUCGCAACAAUAUAAUGGCAUCAACUCUUCUAGCUACAACAGCAAUCACACUAAGUUCUCUCAUUGGAGUUUUUGCAAGCAAUAUUUCAGAAACCAACCUAGUUUAUGGCAACAAAACAUCCCUAAACUCAUCGAUAAAACGGCUUUCAAUCUCACUAUGUUUCCUCGUCGCGUUUCUAUGUAAUAUGCAAUCCAUAAGAUACUAUGCACAUGUGAGUUUCUUAAUCACUACACCUACAAUCAAUGGGAAAAAGGACUUCAUUGAAUACGUAGCGAGAACAUUGAACCGCGGAAGUUAUUCGUGGUCUCUUGGUUUAAGGGCUUUCUACUUGUCAAUACCUCUUGUCCUAUGGAUUUAUGGUCCUAUACCUAUGUUUAUUUGUUCUUGCUUCACAUCAUUUCUUUUGUACUUUUUGGAUACAACUACUCAGAUCACAAGAGAUCUUCACAAUAGGUCGUUUAGAGAGAAGGAAAGUAGUACUACUCAGGAAGUGGAUGCAGCAGCAUAGUUCCAUGUUUAGAUAUCUAAUAACUGUUAUUCAACUUGAUAGUAAUUUUCAUCUGUAUUGUUAAAAUUAUGAUACUGCGAAGGAAGUGUUAAAUGUGUUUGAACACCUUCUUCGUCGUAUAAGUUAGCAUUUUGGAAUUUAGAUUCAAAGAUAUUUAAGAUUUGCAAUAGCUUGGUAUGAAAAUUGGAUUUUGCAGCCAAUACUAUACUGAAGUUGUAUGCUCUGACACCCUCAUUCCUUUAUAUAUUUAUUGACAGUACACUAUUGUAUGAUGUAUAUUGAUAACAUGCCUUAUAUAUUGGGUGUGUUUUUCUUAAAUGAUACUAGCGAUCGUAAA
Messenger RNA from Vicia villosa (hairy vetch), 1495 nucleotides. RefSeq lists its product as uncharacterized. The record is from RefSeq and is a predicted model, not a curated record. The coding region runs from base 451 to 1158 and encodes 235 amino acids. The transcript is spliced from 2 exons. Lineage: Eukaryota; Viridiplantae; Streptophyta; Magnoliopsida; Fabales; Fabaceae.